Messenger RNA from Candida dubliniensis CD36, 2280 nucleotides. RefSeq lists its product as uncharacterized. Gene Ontology annotation, biological process: regulation of transcription by RNA polymerase II. The transcript has a single exon. The coding region runs from base 1 to 2280 and encodes 759 amino acids. NCBI's taxonomy places the organism in Eukaryota, Fungi, Ascomycota, Pichiomycetes, Serinales, Debaryomycetaceae. The record is from RefSeq and is a predicted model, not a curated record.
AUGAAUCUGGUACUGACAAACCUGUAUGAUUUUUCAUUAAAACCAAGAGAGGAAACAGACUUUAAAGAAAUAUACCCUGAUCUUGAUGAAAGUUGUCAACUUCCUGUCUUUGUCGUUGAGAGGAAUACUAGUUCAGAGGAAACAACCAACUCACGUCAUGCAGUGAAUUUAUCUGAACUCAAAGCACCCAUGUAUAGACGAGUUCCGCAGUUGAGUUUAACGCCUACAAACCUACGAUUUAGCAAGCAAUUAUCAGAGUAUGGAUUUCAGAACCCUUCUAAGUUAACAAGUAAAUCCAAUCCAGAUACAUACAUUAGACCAUUCCAACUCAAUACAUCACUUAAAGAAACGACAGCAUCAAUUGAAAAGUUUAUUGAAAAAAAGAAAAACUUAGUGGAAUAUGAUAUGGAUGAGCAGGACUAUUUGUUUUUACGAGAUCGAAAUAGCCAACCAGAAAAUGUUAUCAAAAUUACACCAGAAGUUUUUGAAAUUAUGAUGACAUCUUUAGAGAAUCAAUGGUUUGCAUUGGAAUUAAAAAUGAAUUCAAUUACAACAAAUGGUGGGAACGGCUCUAAUGAUCCUGGGUCGAACCACAAAUUGCUCACUAUAGGUCACAAUAAUGCUCGAUAUGGGAAUGAUGAUGGGAUUGUUCCUGGAUCCAUUUAUGAUCAAAAAUGCGCUGUUUGUAAUGAUAGUGAUUGUGAUAAUGCCAAUGCAAUCGUUUUUUGUGAUGGGUGUGACAUUGCAGUACACCAGGAGUGUUAUGGGGUUGCAUUUAUUCCUGAGGGUCAAUGGUUAUGUCGUAAAUGUAUGAUUAAUAAAAACCGAACAACGGAAUGUGUGUUUUGUCCCAGUACGACCGGUGCGUUCAAACAGUUGGAUAAUAGUUUAUGGAGUCAUGUGAUUUGUGGAUUGUGGAUUAAUGAAUUAUAUUUUGCCAAUCCAAUUUACAUGGAACCUAUUGAGGGGAUGGAAGGAAUACCGAAAAGCCGAUGGAAAUUGUCGUGUUAUAUAUGUAAGCAGAGGGUUGGUGCUUGUAUUCAGUGCUGCAACCGAAAUUGUUUUCAGGCAUACCAUGUAACUUGUGCCAAACGUGCAGGGUUGUAUAUGAAUAUGACUCAAGGUAUUAAGGGUGCAAUUAGCAAUAAAUUGACAUUAAAAUCAUUUUGUGAAAAACAUAGCCCUGCUGAGUUUGAUGAAACUAAAGUGCUAGAAGGUAUAAGAAGAACUAGGUUGUAUUUUCGUGACACAAAGUUAUUGAAUGAAGAGAAUGCACGAUUAAGUAAAGAUAGAGAAACUGCAAACAAGUUGAAUAUCUUUAAAUGGAACACAGAAGCAAACACACCAAUUGCUCCUAAAUUGUUUAGUGACGUUCUAGUCAAGAUACUAUAUCAAUUGAAAGUGGAGAAUCAAAUUAGUCUACCUGAGGAAUCAACCAACGAAGUAUUGCAUUUGAAAGUUUUGCCCAAUAGAAGCAAGAUGGAGAUUGAUCAAGAUUUGAGGUCAAUAGCAGAUGAGGUGUGUCGAUAUUGGUGCUUGAAGAGGAAACUGAAACGAGGGGCAUCUUUGAUCCGCAAAAACAACAACUUGAUAUCAACGAGCUCGAUACUAUAUGAUUCUAAUUCUCUAGAAAGUAACGAUGUUAGUGAGCCGAAGAAGAAAAUAGACUUUGCUGAAUCAUUGGUAAAUGAUAUCGAUAGACUUAUUUCCAUGGGGGAAAUGUUAACAGAAGAACAAGAAGUGAACCAUGAAAUAAAUCUGGUGAAUUUCGACGUUGUUGAUCUGGUAUACUUUCCUUUGAAACAACUAAUUGAGGUGACUAUAAUGGGUUUAAAUAAUAAAUUUGACUCCAAUGAAACUCUACAAACUUACAAACCCAAAUCAGAUAAUGUCAUUUCCUUAAAUUCCAUUUCUUUAAAGAAUUCUCAAUAUGGUUACCAAUCGAUAGAUCAGUUGGAGCAGGAUGUCGAAAAUUUGCGGGAAUACAUAUACAAAGACAAUAAACCGAGUAGUGCUGUUUAUAAAAAAAUGAAAAAUUGGAUUGCAGGAUUUCGUAAAGAAUUGCCGUCGUUACGGUUGUUUGAAAUGGAGAUUAUGAACGACGCAAAUAAUGGGAAAUUGCUUUCGUUUCCUUAUGUUAAAUCUGCUGGAACAAAUACAGAUUUGGAGCUUAUUGAUUAUCGCGUGGUAUUGGAAGAGAACGAUCUCAGUGAAAUUGACGACGAUGAGAUUGAAUCUGACCAAAAUCGAGAAGAUUUACAGAAAUUUUUACAAGUCUAG